Nomascus leucogenys (northern white-cheeked gibbon) is the source of this 2836-nucleotide messenger RNA. It is a transcript of the gene ZNF467, whose product is annotated as zinc finger protein 467. The record is from RefSeq and is a predicted model, not a curated record. Lineage: Eukaryota; Metazoa; Chordata; Mammalia; Primates; Hylobatidae. The transcript is spliced from 5 exons. Gene Ontology annotation, biological process: regulation of transcription by RNA polymerase II. Gene Ontology annotation, molecular function: RNA polymerase II cis-regulatory region sequence-specific DNA binding; DNA-binding transcription factor activity. The coding region runs from base 518 to 2305 and encodes 595 amino acids.
CUUGGCACCCUUCCCCGCAGCCCGAGUGCCCUUCCUCCCCAGCCUCCUCGCCCUCCUCCACCCCCUCUCUCAUCACCCUCCCCUCCCCUCCCCUCCCCCGUCCUGCGCUCCCACUUCCAGCACCUACUCCGGGCUCGGAGCCUUAGGACCAUCACCUGCCCACCUAAGCCCGCGGUGCUCCCUCCCGGGACCCCAUUCCUGAAACCCCUGCCCCUGCCUCCCCCAGCCCGGUGCGCCGGGGCUCUCCCCCUGCUCCCUUGGUCCCUCCUCCCUUGCAGGCGCCGUUUCCCGGCUUCAGCUCCCCGCGCGUCUAUCCCUCUCCUCCCCGCGAAGUUUCGGGGCUGUCAGUCUGUCAGUCUUCGGGCCGUCAGCACCCGAGCUGCAGGCAGCGAGCGCCAUUGUGAGCAGAGCCGGCGGGGCAAGAGGCCCGGGCGCCUGGGUCCCCUCGGCGCGGGCGGAGCGGCCGGCCAGCCAGGGUCUGUGGCCUGAUCCCCAGGAGGAGCUACUCUGGGUUACCAUGAGAGAGACCUUGGAGGCCCUCAGCUCCCUGGGAUUCUCUGUGGGACAGGCAGAGAUGGCCCCCCAAAGUGAGCCCAGGGAAGGAUCCCAUAAUGCCCAGGAGCAGAUGUCCUCUUCUAGGGAAGAGAGAGCACUGGGGGUGUGCUCAGGGCACAAGGCCUCUACACUGGAGGAAGGUGCCCACACAGAACAAGCCGAGGCUCCCUGCAGAGGCCAGGCAUGCACAGCACAGAAGGCUCAGCCUGUGGGCGCCUGCUCAGGAGAGGAGUGGAUGAUUCGGAAGGUAAAGGUGGAGGACGAAGAUCAGGAGGCAGAAGAGGAGGUCGAAUGGCCCCAGCAUCUAUCGUUACUUCCCAGUCCCUUUCCCGCGCCUGACCUGGGGCAUCUGGCUGCCGCUUACAAACUGGAGCCAGGGGCCCCGGGGGCACUGAGUGGGCUCGCGCUGUCUGGGUGGGGUCCGAUGCCCGAGAAGCCCUACGGCUGCGGGGAGUGUGAGCGGCGCUUCCGGGACCAGCUGACCUUGCGACUGCACCAGCGGCUGCACCGGGGCGAGGGCCCCUGCGCCUGCCCGGACUGCGGCCGCAGCUUCACGCAGCGCGCCCACAUGCUGCUGCAUCAGCGCAGCCACCGCGGCGAGCGGCCUUUCCCGUGCUCCGAGUGCGACAAACGCUUCAGCAAGAAGGCCCAUCUGACCCGCCACCUGCGCACGCACACGGGCGAGCGGCCCUACCCGUGCGCGGAGUGCGGCAAGCGCUUCAGCCAGAAGAUCCACCUCGGCUCGCACCAAAAGACCCACACCGGCGAGCGGCCCUUCCCCUGCACAGAAUGCGAGAAGCGCUUUCGCAAGAAGACGCACUUGAUUCGGCACCAGCGCAUCCAUACGGGCGAGAGGCCUUACCAGUGCGCACAGUGCGCACGCAGCUUCACGCACAAGCAGCACUUGGUGCGGCACCAAAGGGUGCAUCAGGCGGCCGGCCAGGCCAGGCCCUCUCCCGACUCGUCCGCUUCUCCUCAUUCCACUGCCCCGUCCCCGACCCCAUCCCCUCCCGGGCCAAAGCCUUUCGCCUGCUCCGACUGCGGCUUGAGCUUCGGCUGGAAAAAGAACCUCGCCACGCACCAGUGUCUGCACCGCAGCGAGGGUCGCCCCUUUGGGUGCAAUGAGUGCGCACUGGGCGCCACCGUGGAUGCACCCGCCGCCGAGCCCCUGGCCAGCGCGCCUGGCGGACCGGGCUGCGGCCCAGGGUCCGAUCCUGUGGCGCCCCAGCGCGCCCCCUCGGGCGAGCGGUCCUUCUUCUGCCCGGACUGCGGGCGCGGCUUCGCGCAUGGGCAGCACCUGGCGCGGCACCGGCGCGUGCACACGGGUGAACGGCCCUUCGCCUGCACCCAGUGUGACCGCCGCUUCGGCUCGCGGCCCAAUCUGGUCGCCCACUCCAGGGCCCACAGCGGCGCCAGGCCUUUCGCCUGCGCUCAGUGCGGCCGCCGCUUCAGCCGCAAGUCGCACCUGGGCCGCCACCAGGCGGUGCACACUGGCAGCCGCCCCCACGCCUGCGCCGUCUGCGCCCGCAGCUUCAGCUCCAAAACCAACCUAGUCCGCCACCAGGCUAUCCACACAGGCUCCCGCCCCUUCUCCUGCCCGCAGUGCGGAAAGAGCUUCAGCCGCAAGACCCACCUGGUGCGGCACCAGCUCAUUCACGGCGAAGCCGCCCACGCGGCCCCGGACGCCGCCCUUGCGGCCCCAGCCUGGUCCACUUCCCCCGAGGUGGCGCCGCCCCCGCUCUUCUUCUGAGCCUAGUUCUCACCAGGACCCUUUCUUGCCCACAGUUUCGAGAGGUCUGUGCCAUGAGUCCGCCUGGGGUGAGCACCGUGGUCUGGGCUGCUGCCGGAAGGUUUGGCGCCCGCGGGACUCCUGUUUCCUUCCCGCAGUGUCUGCGUCCGCACAGCAUACCCAGCUCGGACCUCCUAGGACAGAGACUCAGCGAACCCUUGCUGGGAACCGUUGAGCUGAAGUUCUUGGAAGGCUCCCACCCAGGUGCCCCCUUGGAAAGCAGAUAUUUCCUGGACCCAGCGCGACCUCAACCAGGGCGGGAAAGAGUGGUUAUUUACGUACUUAAAGUUUCAUUAAAAUUAAAAUCAGAAACUUCUGGGGCUGUUAAAUGAGUUGGGGGAGGGAACCCCUGACUCUUCGUAGCCACUGUCCCACCUCCAUCCACACAUAGACCACCCCCUUCCACUUCCCCUUCUGUCCUGGGUGAGUUACAUUUAGCCAGCUGCAGUUAAUUGGUUCUCCCAAAUAAAAAUGUAAUAUUUUAUUCACUAA